This is a messenger RNA of Paramecium pentaurelia, 1753 nucleotides long. The record is from the annotation of a GenBank genome assembly. NCBI's taxonomy places the organism in Eukaryota, Ciliophora, Oligohymenophorea, Peniculida, Parameciidae.
AUGUAAAAAAGGGUAUAAAUAGAGAGUAGAAAAGUAUAAACUGUUUAUGCUCCUCUAGCUACAUCUUCAUUAACUAUUCAUUCUAGAGCUACAUCUUAAUCAUAAUCAUAAAAUAACACUAUCAAAGUCAUUUAAAAACAACCAAAAAUACGCAACCGAUCAUUAAUAACUAGACAUAUAAAGCAAAAAUAAAUAUUCUCAUAAACUGAUACUUGUACUAAUAAAGUAUUGACUGAGAGAAAUUUAGAAAUAGAUUGUUCUUUGAUGGAACCAUCAACUACAACUAGUAUAUAACAAUCUUAACUUGUUUGGCAAUCUCCUUAUAGACCUCAUGUAUAUACUAUCUAUUUUCCAUAUCCAUGUACAAUUAUAUGAUAUUUAAGAAAUGCUUCAAUAAACAAGAUCUUAACAAUUUUUAGUAGAGCAGAUCAAAAAACCACUAUAUUAUAAGCUCUAAGGAUAGGUACCAUUCAAAUGCAUUUUAAGUGCUUUUGAGGCUGCUGGAUUUGAAAGAAGUGAUGAAGAAAAUUGGUUAAUUUAUUGGGGAAUAGCUAGUAAAGAAACUUUAAAAGAAAUGAAAAAGUAUUAAAAAACAAAUCAUUUUCCUGGUUGUUGGAGUGUAGGAAGAAAGGAUAAUUUAUGGAUUCAUCUUUCGAAAGUUAAAAGAAAAUUUCCAACAGAAUACUACUUUAUUCCAAACACUUAUUUAUUGUAAUAUGAUUUUGAGAGAUUUGAAGGAAUAAGAGAGUCUGCUCCAAAAAAAACAUUAUGGAUUAAAAAACCAGUUGCUAGUGCUAGAGGAAAUGGAAUAAAAUUAAUAAAUAAAAAAACUAAAUUGACUGCAGAUAAAAGAUAUUUAGUAAUGGAUUAUAUAUCCAAUCCUCAUUUAAUUAAUAAUUUUAAAUAUGAUCUUAGAGUUUAUGUUUUGAUUACAUCAAUUGAUCCUUUAAGAGUUUAUAUGUAUAAAGAUGGAUUGGUUAGAUUUGCUACAUAAGAAUAUUCACUAAAAAGUUCAGAUAUUAAAAAGAGAUUCAUACAUUUAACUAAUUUCUCAGUUAAUAAACAAUCUCCAAAUUUUAUAGCUAAUAAUUAAGAUAUGGAAUAAUAAGUAAAAGCCUCAAAGUGGUCACAUAAAGAAUAUAAAUAAUAAUUAAUCGCUUAAGGUAUUAACCAUAAAAUAUUAUUUAAAUCAAUCUAAGAUGUAGUAUUGAAAACUUGUAUUGCUGCUGAACCUCUUUUGCUUGAUAGAAAUGGAAAAAGUAAUUAUAUUCUUAUAUAAUUAUUAGCUUCUGAACAUAAAAAUAAUUAUUUUGAAUUAUUUGGAUUUGAUAUAUUAAUAGAUGAAACAUUAAAACCUUGGUUAUUAGAAGUGAAUGUAAGUCCUUCAUUAAAUUCAGCAUCAGAAUUAGAUGCUUAAAUAAAAACUUAAUUGAUAUCAGAUAUGUUACAUUUGAUAGGAAUUGAAUAUUAUUAUAAAAAGGCUUUUAGGAUAUAGAUAAAAAAGAGACUAUUUGAAAGAAAUAUCAAUGAAAUUUAAUCAAUUAAUUCAAGAAACUUUAGAUAAAAAGUAAAUUAAACAGAUUUAGAUGUGAUGAUACAAUCGCUAGAAGAAUAAUUAAGACUUGGUCAAUUUAAAUGUUUGUACCCAAAUAAACAAAAUUUAUUUGAAUAUGAAUAAUAUUUUGAAUAUCCAAGAUUCCAUAAUAAACUAAUAUAAAAAUAUUUCGAAGAUGGAUCUAAUUGGAUUAUCUGA